Prosopis cineraria is the source of this 711-nucleotide messenger RNA. RefSeq names its product heavy metal-associated isoprenylated plant protein 41-like. Gene Ontology annotation, biological process: rRNA base methylation. The transcript has 4 exons. Gene Ontology annotation, molecular function: rRNA (uridine-N3-)-methyltransferase activity. NCBI's taxonomy places the organism in Eukaryota, Viridiplantae, Streptophyta, Magnoliopsida, Fabales, Fabaceae. The record is from RefSeq and is a predicted model, not a curated record. Gene Ontology annotation, cellular component: cytoplasm. Bases 1 to 711 code for a protein of 236 amino acids.
AUGGAGGAGAAAACGAUAAAGCAUUACAGCAGCAAGCAUAAGAUACUGCUGGUGGGAGAGGGAGAUUUCUCAUUCUCACUGUGCUUGGCUAAGGCCUUCGGCUCUGCCUCUAACAUGGUCGCCACAUCUCUCGACUCUAAAGGUGAGUUGAUCAUGAACUACUAUUCAAGAGCCCUUGACAACUUGCUUGAGCUGAAGAAGCUGGGCUGCACCAUUCUACACAAUGGGGAUGCACACACAAUGAACAAACAUCCUUCUCCAGCAGACCAGCUUUUUGAUCGAAUCGUCUUCAACUUUCCCCACGCCGUGGAAGUUGGAUUGUGUUUGGCUAAGGAAGUGCCAUUCUAUAGAUGCGAUUAUCAAGGUUACUCUAAUAAGAAAGGUUCUGGAAGUAACUGCAAUGAUACCUUCCCUGUUGGACGGAAUUAUGUCAGGAAAAUUUGCUUACCUCUGCUUCUUUGCAUCAUCGAGAGAUGCUUCAUCAAGAGUUUCAACAUUUGUCUGCUUAUUUGCAUCAUCAAAUUGAUUGAGCACUCUAACAUUGACCAGAAAAGGAUAAGGAGGAGGCUGGUGUCGUGGAUGAGGGUGAGGGUAAGCUUGGAUGAUCGGAGAACAAGAAAAGAAGCAACCAGCGGGACAUCCAGAAAUCUUGCCGGUGAGGAGAAGACUGAGAAUUACGGUCUACAGAUCCAGGAUCUAGUCUCAGCAUGA